ACUCUCGCAGCCCGCACGCAGCUCUGCUUCCCGUGCAGGAGAUGCAGCUUAAUUAACGUGGCCAAAUGCUUUUAGCAGCAAAUUGCCCUAAUGGCACAAAAGUCCCAGAGGGCAGUGAUGCUGUGGGGACACUGGGGGAUGUGGGACUGUCAACAUCUGGUGACUCCAUCGCAUCAGGCAGCCUAGGACCACAGUCCUCCUGUCCUGUGUCGGGUUUUCAGGGCCAUUCUGACAUCAGGAGGUGUCGCUGCCCCCUGUGGGCAUUCUGCACCCAACCACACGCAUGGGACCCAUGGAGACGCAGAUAGACCCCGACACGGCCGCAGCCAUGGCCAUCCAGGCAUGGUGGCGAGGGCAGCUGGUGCGGAGGGCACUGCUGGUGGCGGCCAGCAGCGCGCGGCGCAUCCAGGGCUGGUGGCGACGGGUGGGCAGCCAGAGGAGGGAGCAGCAGCGCCUGUGGGUGCUGGCCGAGUACAUCAAGCUGGAGCGAGCCGUUGUCCUGCUGCAGGCUCAGGUCCGGGCGUGGGUGAUGCGGACGGAGUACAAACGCUGCCGGGAGGCCGCCCGCACCAUCCAGACCUGCUGGCGGGGGUACGUGCAGCGCCGGGCCAGCAACUGCACCAAGGAUGUGGAUCUGCACAUUGACAUCGUCCUGGGCGUUCCGGGUGACUGUGGAGACCAGAGUGAAUAAAGCACCGUCCCCACGGAGGGAUGGCCGCCCGUGUGGAUGCUGA
Molecule: messenger RNA, 734 nt
Organism: Gallus gallus (chicken)
Lineage: Eukaryota; Metazoa; Chordata; Aves; Galliformes; Phasianidae
Gene: IQCF6
Product: IQ motif containing F6
Exons: 2
Coding region: 284-691 (135 amino acids)
Molecular function (GO): calmodulin binding
Source: RefSeq, a predicted model, not a curated record